Syzygium oleosum is the source of this 2415-nucleotide messenger RNA. RefSeq names its product aluminum-activated malate transporter 4-like. Gene Ontology annotation, cellular component: plant-type vacuole membrane. The coding region runs from base 332 to 2047 and encodes 571 amino acids. The transcript is spliced from 6 exons. The record is from RefSeq and is a predicted model, not a curated record. Gene Ontology annotation, biological process: malate transport. Lineage: Eukaryota; Viridiplantae; Streptophyta; Magnoliopsida; Myrtales; Myrtaceae.
CUACCAUUCCACGGUCCCCACGACUCCACCAAGCUCGCCGUCCCACCUGCUCUUCCAGCUUGUUCCUGUUCUCUCAUCGAAGCUCUCCGACCCCACGAUAGCGUCUGCCCACCGUCGGAAACUCCCUUUCGGUUUCGCUCCGAUCAUCUCUCCGUUCUCCACGAGGCCCAUUCCAGGUGUGCUGCAGAGUCACCACCGUCUUCUUGUUCCAUCUUCCUUGCUCUUCUGCGGACACCCCCCCACCUGCUUCCAGUCUGGUGACUCGUCUCCCGGCUCUGUGAAUCCCUUCUUCUUCCUUCCUUGUUCUUCUUCCCUUUCUUCCGUUUGUCCGAUGGCUGCGAAGGUUGGGUCGUUCAGGCACAGCUUCUUGGAGAGGAGCAAGGAGAGGCUCCUCUCCCGAAAAGGGUACUCUGACCUCGACCUGAACGGCACGGACGGGGGCGAUAAUGGGGUCCAGUGCAGGUGCUUCAGGUGGAUUUCGGAUAGGGUUGUGAGCUGCUGGAGUUGGUUGCAGGGCGCCGCGGUUGGGCUGUACCAGAUGGGUCGUUCCGAUCCUCGGAAGGCCAUCUUCGCCGCGAAGUUGGGCUUGUGUUUGGCCCUUGUUUCGCUGGUGAUCUUCUUUAAAGAGCCUGUCGAGGAUGUUAGCCAGUACUCCGUCUGGGCGAUUCUUACUGUCGUGGUGGUCUUUGAGUUCAGCGUAGGUUCAACUCUGAACAGGGGAUUUAAUCGGGGUAUUGGGACAUUAUCGGCCGGAAGUAUUGCUCUCGGCAUUGCAGAGCUAUCGACCAAGACCGGUGAUUUGCAGGAGUAUAUCCUUGUAAUCAGCAUCUUUAUAGCAGGAUUUUGUUCCAGUUAUGCUAAGCUUUACCCGGCCAUGAAGCCAUACGAAUAUGGGUGUCGGGUAUUCUUGUUGACUUUCUGCAUUGUGAUGUUAUCUGGGAGUUCUUCAACAUUUUUCGAAACGGCUUUUUACCGGCUAGCGCUGAUCGCCCUUGGAGCUGUCAUAUGUUUGGUUGUUAAUACCUGUAUAUACCCAAUCUGGGCUGGGGAGGACCUGCACAAAUUGGUUGUCAAGAAUUUCAAGGGUGUAGCUACUUCCUUGGAAGGGUGUGUUACUGGAUAUUUGGACUGUGUGGAAUAUACUAGAGUUCCUUCGAAAAUACUGACGUACCAAGCUUCUGAUGACCUACUGUACAGUGGUUACAGAACAGCUGUACAAUCUAUCGGUCAAGAGGAAUCACUGUUAGAUUUUGCGAGAUGGGAACCACCACAUGGCCCGUAUAAGUCAUUUAAAUAUCCUUGGAGAAACUACGUAGAAGUAAGUGGAGCUCUGAGGCAUUGCGCUUUCAUGGUGAUGGCAAUGCAUGGCUGCAUUCUCUCUGAAAUACAGGCACCGGCAGAAAAGAGAAAGGUUUUCAGGGAUGUGCUUCAAAGGGUUGGCACUGAAGGAGCUAAGGUAUUACUUGAGCUUGGAAGCAAGGUCGAACGGAUGGAGAAAUUAAGCCCCGGAGACAUACUCUUACCAGUGCAUGACGCAGCCGAAGAACUGCAAAUGAAGAUAGACGAGAAUUCGUACCUCCUAGUUAAUAAGGAGAGCUGGGAAUCCACAGCGCAGCCCAAGGAACUCGAAGAUUUGGAGAACAUCCAAGAUUCUAAAGAUGCUGAAAAUAGACAGAGAGUGAUACAUUCGUUGAGUGAUAUUUGUUUGGAAACACAGUACUCGAAUGCAGCUGUCAACUCACUGCUUCCUGAAUUUGUUUCCUCAGAGGGUACGAUUAAGAGGGAGUCGUGGCCACGUCUCUCGUUUAGCGCAAAUCCUUUGCCCAACGAAGAGCAGUCGAAAGUAUAUGAAAGUGCUAGCUCCUUAUCUCUAGCAACAUUUGCUUCACUUCUUAUUGAGUUCGUUGCGAGGCUUCAAAAUCUCGUGGAUGAAUUUCAAGAGCUCAGUGAGAAGGCAAAUUUCAGAGAUCCAGUGCCACUACCGGUGCCCAAUGAAGACGUUGGCUUCUGGAGUAGGCUUCUGGGGCAUUUCAGGUCCAAAAACUGAGACAGGUCAAUCUUACUUCCUGGUCAUAUUUGAUAUAACGUUUGGAAUUUUGUAAGUGUGAUCAGACAAUACAUGGCUUUGCCUGUGUUUCCUUAAGAACGGAAACUAAGGUUGUGCCAAGAGGCCAUCGUGCGAGGGUCUCUUACAUGGUAACAUAAGCUGGCUAUUAGUCGGAUUUUUUUGUCACUCCCCACGAUCAUAUAGUGGGUUUUUUUGAACUUGAACUUUUGAGCAGAGCACAUAUGUCAUGAAUAUGGGUAAUUUGUAUGACUGGAUGAUCGAAUCGGCUUUGAUCGUCGUGUCAAGCUAUCAAGGUGAACAGAAAAUGGAGAAUAAAUGGAUGGUACCAAAAACGAAAUUAUGUUUCA